Molecule: messenger RNA, 5440 nt
Organism: Clupea harengus (Atlantic herring)
Lineage: Eukaryota; Metazoa; Chordata; Actinopteri; Clupeiformes; Clupeidae
Product: sodium/potassium/calcium exchanger 3-like
Exons: 17
Coding region: 1248-3263 (671 amino acids)
Source: RefSeq, a predicted model, not a curated record
UGUGUGUGUGUGCGGACGCCUUUAUAAACCCCACUGGCUAUGGAAAAACAAUUUAACUGGGUUUAAUUUGUGUCCCAGCCCCCUUUCUCCUCCUCCUCAUCCUUUCUUUGCAAUUCUUUCUUCUCCUCUUUGCACUUCAGAGACUCGGGGAGCUCUUCUUGUUUCAUGUGUUUCAAUUGCGGAAAGGAGUGGGCCACUUUGUGGUUCAUUUCUCAUUAGAGACAUUUUCAGGUCUACAGAAAAUAUGCAGGAAUUUCUGAAGAAUACACUGAGGGGGUGACACUCUCUCUCUCUCUCUCUCUCUCUCUCUCUCUUUCUCUCUCUGUCCUUUCUCGACCUCAUGUUGACUGAAAGAGUUAAACGCGGUGAAAGUUUGCCUAGAGCCUAACCACUUUUUCCAUCCUUGCUGGAAAGUUUCCAGUGCUAUUUACAUGAAUGCAUCCACCUAACAACCAUUCAUGCCUGGUAGCCAGAUGACAUAUUUCAGCUAUCAGGACUCUCUGACUCUAAACACAAAAGCAUCAGUAGCCAUCUUAAGCCCACGAUAUGAGGCUGUAGAGUGGUGAAACAAUAGCCUGCAAUUAUAAAUGAAUUAAGGCAUGAAGGUGUUUUGGGUUGUAAACAAACUGUGGAUUUGUGGAUUUGUUUGUGUACCUUGACAUGCAUAGCCUAGCAUAGUUUGAUGGUUAUGCAGAGAGUGUUUUUUGGUGUAGUGUAGUCUUUGAAAUGAAUGAGGAGCGAAAAGUUCUGACGAGUCCAUUCCAAGGCGCAAACAAACCCUUUAUGUAAUCUUAUGUAAUGAGUGGUCAGAAUCCCAUUUAUGUCCCACUGAAGCUCCUUUUCCCAGAAGAGGGCAGUGAUAGGCGCGUUUUUUUUUCCGCUCCGCGGCUCAAAUAAUUCCUUUCUGGCAAUUUCUAACAUCUAACUGCUUGCAAAUCUCUCCAUCUCUCUCUCUCUCCUCUCCUCUCUUUCUCUCUCUCUCUCUCUCACACACACAUAGGCAACAUCCUACACAUCACACAGUGCGCUGUGUAGCUACAACCUGACGCGUGCUUGAAACACUCCUGCCGCUCAACCUUCUGGAAUAGUACACUAUUUUGAUACUUGAAAUGGCAUAGAAGAAAAGUCCUGCCGUAUCAACUAUUCGAUCGUUUUUUUGUUUGGCUUCUACGACUCAGUGGGACGUAUGUGGUAAUUCUCCUUGCACACUUUUCACCAACCUACUUUUGCGGUCAUCCCACUCCGGGAUGGAUCUGGUGGUUUCUGGUAGGAUGUCUCCAGCUGUCCGGUCAAGGAAUCGACCCCUGCAAGUAAUGCUGAACCAGAAGAAGAUCAAAGCCAGGAGGAAAAAACGCAAAGAAUUGUUGUUAAUACAGCUGUGCUUUUUUGGAGGGAUGUUUCUGUUCGUCACGGCGCUCUCCUAUCUCGCUGACGGGACAGGUUAUGACGUGUCCAGCUUCACGUCCUACGACGCUGACAGAGGCAUUGCUAGGAGACUGCUGUCCACAUCGGAUGACUACAAUGGCACGGAGGAGGAGGAGGAGGAGGAGAAGAACUGCACCUCCCCAGCGCUCCAUGAAUUCCCCACAGACCUGUUCACCCACCGCCAGCGCACAGAGGGGGCCAUUGCACUGCACGUCCUGUGUACUAUGUACAUGUUCUGUGCUCUGGCGCUGGUCUGUGAUGACUACUUUGUCCCUUCUCUGGAGAAGAUCUCAGAGCGAUUACACCUGAGUGAGGACGUUGCUGGAGCCACCUUCAUGGCAGCGGGCAGUUCUGCUCCAGAGCUCUUCACCUCCAUCAUCGGAGUCUUCAUCACCAAAGGAGACGUGGGCGUGGGCACCAUCGUGGGCUCGGCCGUCUUCAACAUCCUCUGCAUCAUCGGCGUCUGUGGCUUAUUCGCUGGGAGGGCAGUGAAGCUCACCCAUUGGGCGCUCCUAAGAGACUCGGCCUGCUACACCAUCUCAGUGGCCGCCCUGAUAGCAUUCAUUUACGACGAGAAGGUGUCCUGGUGGGAAUCCCUGGUGCUGGUUGUAUUGUACUUCUUCUACAUCCUCAUGAUGAAGUUUAACUCCCGUGCCCAGCGCUACUUUGAGAGGAAGGAGAAGAGUGUGAGGAACCUGGCCAAUGGGCUCACGGGCAGCACCGACAUGGAGGACCUCAACUGCGACGCCACGGCGGUCCUGCUUAAAAAAGCUAACUUCCAGUCGCAGCCGUCAGUGCUGAUGGUGGAUGAGCUGCUGUCGGCAUACCCCCACCAGCUCUCCUUCUCCGAGGCCGGCAUGAGGGUGAUGAUCACCGACCACUUCUCACCGCGCACGCGCCUCACCAUGGCCUCACGCCUGCUCAUCAUCGAGAGACAGCGUCUGUCCAACAGCAGGUCCUUCAGCUGCAGCGAGGCGGACAUAAUGGCGCACACCUACGACCGGCGUAGUCUGGAAAACGGCCUGAGCGUGAUCGACAGAGGGCUGAACGGGCGUUACGCCACCCACCGGGACGACAGCUCCGGAGGGGCGGGGGGACGGGGAGGGAGGAGGGAGCGAGGGGACGAGACGGAGAACGAGAACGAGGACAACGAGAACAACGCAAACGGCGAGGGGGACGGAGACGAGGGGGAGGGAGGGCCCUUAGUGCCAUUCCACGUACCAGUGGGCUGCCUGAACAAGCUGAAGUGGCUGAGCAUGUGGCCCCUGAGCCUGCUGCUGUACCUCACCGUCCCCAACUGCGCCAAGCCCCGCUGGGACCGCUGGUUCAUGAUCACCUUCAUCAUGUCCACCGUCUGGAUCGCCGGCUUCUCCUACAUCAUGGUGUGGAUGGUGACUGUGAUUGGGUACACCCUGGGCAUCCCUGAUGUCAUCAUGGGCAUCACCUUCCUGGCCGCUGGCACCAGCGUCCCCGACUGCAUGGCCAGUCUCAUCGUGGCACGCCAAGGCAUGGGUGACAUGGCCAUCUCCAACUCCAUCGGCUCCAACGUGUUUGACAUCCUGGUGGGGCUGGGCCUGCCCUGGGCUGUGCAGACGCUGGCCAUAGACUACGGCUCCUAUGUGCAGUUGAACAGCAGGGGCCUCAUCUUCUCAGUAGCCCUACUCCUGGCCUCAGUGUUCUUCACAGUGUUGGGGGUGCACUUGAAUAAAUGGACGCUGGACCGGCGGCUGGGCCUGGUGUGCCUGCUGACGUACGCCGUCUUCUUGAGCUUCUCCGUCCUCAUCGAGUUCAACGUCUUCAUGUUCGUCAACCUCCCCAUGUGCCAAGAGAUCAUCUGACAACCACGUCCGACAACACCUCCGGCUUCAUCCCACCCCCACCCCCCUCCCCCGCCGCUCACAUCCCUUCCUGUUUGCUUCAGGAAGACAGCUGAUGGUUGAAGAUGGAUGGAUGGAUUGAUUAAACGAUGAUGGAUGGAUGGAUUCUGACUUUAUAUUUGUUCGGAUAAAUUAUUAAAAGUUUUAAGAUAUUCAUUCUAGGUGCAAUAGAGACUGACGCCUCACGGGCUCUCUGUUGAUUUGUUUUGGAAAAUACUGGAAGGCAAAAAGAGAAAAAGAUCGCAUAGACUGAAAGACGGAGUCUGAGCCAAGCUAAAGAAGAGUUUGAGUGUGUCCGGGUCAGCGCGUUAUUUCAGCUGCUAUUCGACCGUGGUAACUGAAGAACGGAUCGAACGGAGUCAUUUUGAAGUCGAUAAGUGAGAUUCCGAGUUUUGGGAUAACAUGGUCUGACUCUUUGGAGAAACUGGAUCGCUCUAAGUAUAUAUGCUGAAUGUGAGGACUUGGACCAUCACCAAAUAUCUCUCGUCUUUAUCAGGGCUUUGUAAAUUCUUUUAGCAAAUACUGAAUGUGGAAGGGGCACACACACCCUGCUGGUUCUUCGUGAAUAGGGAAUCGAAACUUUCACAGAGAGUUCCUACGCUUUUUUUCUCCCAAAGGUGUGUUUUGAAAUUUGAGAGCUAUUUUUAUUUUAUUUCUUUUUUUCUCUGCAUUUGCCUUGCACUGUUAAGGUUACCAACCGGUGACCUUUGGGAAUAUGUUUUGCAUUAUUUAAGAUAUUUAUGUUUAUGUAACUUAUUGCUCAUCUUUUUUUAUAUUCUGUGCAUUGCCACCUUAUGGAGUUGAAGCUGCACUCUAAACAUCACAGUAGAUGUCUAGUACCUAGUUAUUUCCUGUGUUUGAUCUCCGUAUCUUUUAAUAAUUACAGAUUCAAAUGGUAGUCGUCCACAGUAGUUUCAUAAUACUAUGCUUUAAGCUGUUAAAGUUGAAUGGUGCAACUAUGGCUUUCUUAAAAACUUUUAAGUACUUUUAAGUGUAGAGUGCAAUGAAAAUGUUUCCCUGGUAGAGUUGUAUGGAGCCAAAUUUCUAUAUGUAAGACUGAAUGGUAUAUACACUGGAGUAGCCAAACAUAAGAUAUUUUAUUUAUGUACAAAUUUAUGUAUAUACAUAUUUAUGUGAGGUAGUGGUCUGCAAGCUAUCCUCUUUCGUCUGAACUUAAGCAGACCUUUCCAUAUUUAUUUGGCCGCGUCAUGUCAGGCAUGACGCAGUUUCUAUGGUAACGUUUAUAAACUGCAGUGUUGUAAAGACAAGACAUGAAAUAGACAUGUUGAUAUUUUAACACUGUAAAAUGUUUUUGUAUAAGUGUUGCCAGGUUUGCAAAAAGAAUUGCAGUUUUGUGUCCAUGUAAUUGUACAUUUUACCACAAGAGGUCGGUGUACUAGCUUAGUUGGAUGAAACAGGACUUCCCACUAGCAUGGGGUGAGUGUCUUUACCUAGUGGGUGUCAUGCAAGAGAUUGUAUUUAAAGGUACGCUUAUAUGCUUAUGAAUUCAGACAUUCAGCAUUUUUGGCCACAACACAUGAAUGCAUGACUGCGUAUAGCCAUGAGGUGUUAUUUUAUAUCAAAAGUCAUUUUGUGUUAGCAAAGGAUAACGGAAUAUAUAUAUAUAUUAUUAUUAUUAUAUAUAAUGUGCCACUCACGAACACUCCACUGUUUGGUUAGUCGUCAUGUCAUAAAAUCACAGUUUCAAAGGUAGUUGUUUGUAGUUUUGAGACAUAUGUAAUUAUACCUGUAUUUGUAUCAGUAAUAAUGAAUGUUGGCAGAGUUUCUGGUACUUUGAGGAAGAUGACGAAUUGGUGCAUGUUUCUUUUGUCAUUACUAGUCUACUGAAUGCAUAUAAGGACUAAUGCAUAAAAGGCGCUGUAUCAAUCACAAUGUACAUAUCAGUGAAAAACUCUCAGUAACAUAUUUGCAAUUGUUUAAAAGAAACAACUGAUGUAGGGCUAUGUUUUCUUAUCAUAGUUUACCUGUUUUUGGUUCCUAAAUGUCCAUAAAUCUUUUUCUUUUUUGUCCUUAAGGAUCCAAGUUCGCGAUUUCAUUGACAUUUGUAUGCGUAAAAGAAGCCAUUUGUACAACAAUUUGAGGCCUUCUGGCAAUAAAAUGGUUUACAUGCAGUAGAA